Molecule: messenger RNA, 495 nt
Organism: Didymodactylos carnosus
Lineage: Eukaryota; Metazoa; Rotifera; Eurotatoria; Philodinida; Philodinidae
Source: the annotation of a GenBank genome assembly
AUGGUUCAAGGUGUUACAGAAAAAUGUCCAGCAUACAGUGCAUUUUUUGGAGCUAUGGGCGCAACUGCUGCCAUUGUAUUUAGCGCACUGGGUGCUGCUUAUGGUACAGCAAAAUCUGGUUGUGGUAUAUCAGCAAUGGCUGUCAUGAGACCAGAAUUUAUAAUGAAAUCGGUUAUUCCAGUUGUAAUGGCUGGUAUUAUCGCUAUUUAUGGUCUAGUCGUUGCGGUCCUAAUUGCAAAUAAUAUUCAAGGAGAAGGUUAUGGACUAUUCAAAGCAUUCUUGCAAUUAGGAGCUGGUUUAUCUGUUGGUUUGUCCGGUUUAGCGGCUGGUUUUGCAAUUGGAAUUGUUGGAGAUGCAGGAGUUCGUGGCACAGCUCAACAACCUCGAUUAUAUGUUGGUAUGAUAUUGAUUCUUAUUUUUGCUGAAGUAUUAGGUUUAUAUGGUUUAAUUGUGGCCUUGAUAUUGACAACGAAAAAUCAACCUGGGUGUGAUUAG